This is a messenger RNA of Centropristis striata (black sea bass), 551 nucleotides long. It is a transcript of the gene urp1, whose product is annotated as urotensin-related peptide 1. The record is from RefSeq and is a predicted model, not a curated record. Gene Ontology annotation, molecular function: hormone activity. Bases 10 to 420 code for a protein of 136 amino acids. Lineage: Eukaryota; Metazoa; Chordata; Actinopteri; Perciformes; Serranidae. The transcript is spliced from 5 exons. Gene Ontology annotation, biological process: blood vessel diameter maintenance; regulation of blood pressure. Gene Ontology annotation, cellular component: extracellular region.
AGAGACACCAUGCUUUCUAUAGCUCUGUUUUACCUCGUAGCUGUGAUUUGUUCUGCAAGACGGACACAUGCUCUACCUCUGUACCCCGACACCAACAUGGAGCCACAGGCAGAUUUCAUUCAGAAGUUGGUGUCAGAGGUGGAGGACGGAGCGAACCCUGCUGAGGGCGAGCAGAGAGAGGUGAACAAUCUGUAUCCUCUGCUGAUGCAGCACAACGGAGGGAGAGACUCCUGGAAUAAAGGUGCUAAAGAUUCAGCACAGGAAGACAAGUAUGUAAACAUGGUGGGGGACCUCAGAGAAGCCGUGUUGAAGCUGGCAGCGGCUGACAAGCUUCGCUCUCAGGCUUUUCUCAGAUCAGAACAGAACUUGCCAAAGACAAACAAAAGAGCAUGUUUCUGGAAAUACUGUGUGACCAACUAGAGCUCAGCAGCUGCAGGACGUCUGCUGUGAUUUCAGCGCCUUCACUCAACAUCUCCAGUUUUAUUUCCCACCAAACAGUUUAUUCACCAUCUAUACCAGAUCAAUAGAAAAUAUAUUUUUGAAGCUGUAAA